Protopolystoma xenopodis is the source of this 285-nucleotide messenger RNA. The record is from the annotation of a GenBank genome assembly. Lineage: Eukaryota; Metazoa; Platyhelminthes; Monogenea; Polystomatidea; Polystomatidae.
GGUCUACUUCACUACCACCUUCCCUCCGUAUUGAAUUUUGCCACGCCUCUCACUUCUGAUUCGUCCAAUCCAGAGAAUCAGGUCAUAUUUGAAGAUGCCAUAAGUUUGAGUCGAAUUUUCGAACUUCUGGAGGCCAACAAGGCGCGUCUUGGUCUUAUCAACUACUCGAUCAGCCAAACGACUCUGGAGCAGAUCUUCAUUGACUUAGCCAAGCUGCAACGCGAGCCGAACGUUUCCGAGACGGAUAAUAAUGAAAUUCCGACCAGCAAUUAUGGGCGGUUGUGA